This is a messenger RNA of Triticum aestivum (bread wheat), 1526 nucleotides long. RefSeq lists its product as uncharacterized. Lineage: Eukaryota; Viridiplantae; Streptophyta; Magnoliopsida; Poales; Poaceae. The record is from RefSeq and is a predicted model, not a curated record. Bases 48 to 1205 code for a protein of 385 amino acids. The transcript is spliced from 4 exons.
CAGGGUCUCAUCUGGCCGUUCUUCCGAAGUUGUUCCACCGAGGCGAGAUGGCGCGCAAGCGGAAGGCCGGCGACGACAUUGCCGGGACAAGGCAUCGGGCUGCUGCGCGGACGGAGCCUACUGCCGGCGACGACCUUGCCGCUAGAUCGGGCCAGACUGCUGGGCGGACGGCGGACGCAGCCGGCGACGGCAUUGCCGGAACUUCGCCGGUGAUGGCGUGGCUGUUGGCGGUGACUUCAGGCUACGCCGUCGGCUCUUCCCAGUUCGAUGGAGCUGCUCCCGUUCGCGGGGCCGGGGGCGGGUCGGGGUACAGGGGAUUCUCCCAGUCGCAGCCGCGUAGGAGGGAGCCACAGAUACCAUCUCAGGGGAUGCUCCGGCCGCCGCUGCGCAAUCCAGUCGGUGGGCGUCCGCCCUUCACCAACCAAUGCCACGCGCCGACCGGCCAUGGUUCGCUCCCCGGCCAGACCCAGAACCACGUCGCCGGCCCCAGGCAGACAGGAACAGGGCAGCCGCGCGGCCACUCCGGCGGCGGCGGGCAGCCUCCUACGGCGAUCACUUCCGGUGCUUCAGUCAGUCCCCUGUCUCCAGUGUGCACUCUUUGCAAGAGACCCACGACCGGGGUUUGGGGCUUGGUGCCAUUGUGCGUGGAUUGCUACAACAAUCCCGUCACCAGCAACGUGGUUCAGCAGCACCCGGAGAUCCGCUACGUGCCUCCGCAUCCAGUCCCCAGCUACGGCGGCGCGACGCAGGGUCAGGGCAUCGCCAUUGGUCACCAGCACCAGCCUUCUUACGCGGGGCUGGCGCGGGCUGCCGUCGGCCCACUCACAAGGGCACCAAGUGCUGACUGCUGCUGUGUUUGCCUAGAGCCAAUCAUGGGGGCUUUGGACUCGUCGCCCUUGGUGCGAUUGUGCGUGGAUUGCUACAACCGCCUCUUCGUCGCCGGCGACGCGCCUCCGCAGCACGCGCAGAGCGGCUACGUGCUUCCGAGUCCAGUCCCCAGCUACGCGGGUGCGCCUGGGGGGGCACUCCCUGCCGGUGAGCAGCAGUACCGGGCUGCGGCCAUUAGGCCUCCUCCCAGUUCCACCUCGAGCUCGGCUAUCGGUUCGGGACCGAUCUGUCCGGCUUGCGGCCACCCCUCCGGCUCCGGCAACAGGGCGUGCAGUGUUUGCCACCGCAACGGCCCGCCGCCGCCAGAGCUCGGCUAGCUCAAAAAUCUCGUCGCUCCAAUCAGUGUGAGUGAGAAUGUCUUCUCAACUCUGGGAGCCUUCUCUGCUUGCUCUGUUUUGACAAAGAUGCUGCUUUGAGUAGUGAUGAUUCUUGUGAUACAGUAGAUCAAUGACACCAUAUAUUUGUGCUCGUUUCCUUUGUCAGUGCUCUGACAUUAUAUCUGAUUAGUUAAUCUUUGGCUGGUUCACCUUCAGUUUAACCAAAUGAGGACUCCAGACCUUCUCCCUUGGUACUGAUUCAGUUUGAGAUUGCAUUUUAUUAUGCAAUACCGAUGAUCAGGUCAAAUGCUAAAUAGUAUG